Messenger RNA from Drosophila mojavensis, 1838 nucleotides. RefSeq names its product protein takeout (gene Jhbp2). NCBI's taxonomy places the organism in Eukaryota, Metazoa, Arthropoda, Insecta, Diptera, Drosophilidae. The coding region runs from base 276 to 1025 and encodes 249 amino acids. The record is from RefSeq and is a predicted model, not a curated record. The transcript is spliced from 8 exons.
CAUUCCUCGCUCAAGUCGCGUGAAAGUUGGACGGCAGUCGGCGCAAAGAAAGCAAACCAGCAGCAACCUUCAGAAGAAAGCAAUUCAUUCACUUCGGUUUCAAUUCUGUUUUUAUCGUCAGCCAGCGAGAAAGAACAAACAAAAUAACUCGAAGCGCAGCGAACUGGUCCGCUUUGACCCACAUACGAGCGGAGCCCGCUAGAAUUUCGAGGGCAGAGUGAAAUUUAUAUACACUACCGACCAAACACCCGACAGCAACAUCAACAACAACAACAAUGUGCCGCAAAUUUGGAAUAGUAUUGCUGCUGUCCACAGUGGGCGCCAUUUGGGCCCAGCAACAGCCCUACUAUCUGCAGCAAUGCCCACGCGACGAGGCAGUUAUCAAUGAGUGUCUACGUGACAGCGGCAACAAAUUGGUGCAUUAUCUACAGAAGGGCAUACCCGAAUUGGAUAUUUACGAGAUUGAGCCAGUGAUUAUUGAUGAGAUUGGCAUUGUGCUGGGCAGCGGCCCGGAUGGCUAUCGUGCACUCUUCCGCAAUAUCCAAGCCUUUGGCGUUAGCAAUAUAACUGUUACAAAUGUCCGCUCUGACUUGGAUUCGCUGCAGUUCCAGCUGACAUGUGAAAUACCCCGCAUACGCGUCAAGGCUCAAUAUCGGUCCACAGGUGUUCUGAUCUUGGUAAAGGCCUCCGGUGCUGGCGACUACUGGGGCGAAUACGAGGGUGUCAAGGCCAAGAUCUACUUCAAGGCUUUGGCCAAUGAGGCCGCCGAUGGACGCACAUAUCUGACCACCGACUCGGUCAAAAUGGACUUCAAUGUCAAGGAAAUACAGAUGGGCGUAGAUAACAUUGCCAACGGCAACACAGUUAUACAGGCCGCUCUCAAUCUGUUCAUCAACUCGAACUCCCAGGAGCUGCUCAAGGAAAUGAAGCCGGCGCUUCGCACCAAACUGACUCUCGUCAUACGCAACUUUAUGGAUCGCCUGUUUGCUAAAAUACCGCUAGAUGAAUGGAUCAAUUUGAAUUAGUUAGUUCUUUUCAAUUUAGCGUCCGAAGAGUACUAUAGAAUAGCUAAGCAUUAAUUUAUUGCACACAAACUCACCCAAGAAAAAAAUAAACGAUCUAAUAAACAACUAUACGAAAUAUACAAAUGUAAAUCGAAAACAUGUGAAUACUUUAUUUGUGUCAAAAAUUAUAUGAAUUCGCUGGUUAUUUAAUUUCCGCUAUAAAAUGUGGCUUCUGCUUUAAUACUGUUUCAGCAUUAUAUAACUGUGAUCACAGGUUAAGAGUUGGCUCGCUAUUAUCAUUAGGUCGCCGGCAAUGGGAGGGUCGAUAUGAAAAUUGAAGGUCUCGACAUUAUGAAUGAAUGCAAAACUGUAAAAUGAAAUUGAAUAACAUGAAAAUAUGCCAUCAAAAGAAUGUGUUACGUUGGUAGCUGACGACUAAGAAAAAUCUUGGUCACAAUACAUGAAUAUAUUUCAUUCUCACCUAUUUAGAUCGAUUACAAAGCGAAACAUCGAAAAUGUUGUCAAAGAUCAAGGAUAGAAAAGCCAUAACAGACGCCAUGGGACGCCCAUCAGUUGUCGCAGUGAACCAUGUCAGCCGUAACCGUACCCGUAGUCACAGUCUUGCCUUCCGAGCUCCAGUCAAAUUAUAUAAUAUUCCGAUGACAGGCGAUGCAAUUUCUAAAACAAAGCUCGACGGAUUGUCAACACGACUCGAGGGCCCCUACUUACAAAUUUUCUAAAUUAAGUGCCUUGAAAGAGAGAAACAAAAAAUCAACAACAUUAAUGAAAGUAAUCGAACAAAUCGUAUAAUUAAAUAUAUUUAUAUAUAAGGUA